AUGCUGUGGUCCUGGAGCGAGCUGGUCCUUUUCAAGGACAAAGAAGUGCUUGAAUUGGAUAUGUACAUCUGUCAUAGGAUUUACGGCCAGACGUUACACUUAUAUCUUUGGGUAAUGGGAAAGAGUGGAACACAUCUAUCCAAUGCAGCUGGGCAUAGCGGUUUAUACAACACGAAAUUAUAUUCACCUUUGACCGAUACACCAACCCAGUGUCCAAGAACUUCCCGUCGAAGCUUACAAUACGUUCAAUAUACCCGGUCUCAAGUGUGUCGAAUGAUUUCUUGCAAUGAAGUUCACUAUGUCGAUCUUCACGGAAGCGUUCUAGAAAUUCAUAAUCUUGCCACGCUGAUUAAGCUCCUUAUACGUUUAUCUAGAUAUAAGAGUAUGCACGGAAUGCAAUUAGUAGCUUCCUUCACCUUUGACGCAUUUCUUUCAUCUCCCAGGAUGGGUAAAGUUUCAAUAGUCCAUCAAAAAUAUCUUCUGGUAACGGACCAACAAAUUCAAUUCAAUAUGCAUACCAUUUAUUAG
Messenger RNA from Funneliformis mosseae, 528 nucleotides. The record is from the annotation of a GenBank genome assembly. Lineage: Eukaryota; Fungi; Glomeromycota; Glomeromycetes; Glomerales; Glomeraceae.